AUGAGAGAUGAAUUAUUGGCUAAGAAGAAGGAUGAGGAAGCUAAGAAAAAAGACGUAAAAGAAGAGCCUCCAAAGAAACUCGAUGAUUCGAAGAAAGAUGAGGAUGAGAAGAGAAAGAAGGAAGAAGCCUUAAAGAAACAACGUGAAGCUGAAGAAAAGGAAAAAGCCAAAAAACUGGCGGAAGAGAAAAAAUUAAAGGAAGAUGAAGAGAAGAGAAAGAAGGAAGAUGAAGCUAAGAAGAUGAGAGAUGAAUUAUUGGCUAAGAAGAAGGAUGAGGAAGCUAAGAAAAAAGACGUAAAAGAAGAGCCUCCAAAGAAACUCGAUGAUUCGAAGAAAGAUGAGGAUGAGAAGAGAAAGAAGGAAGAAGCCUUAAAGAAACAACGAAGAUGAAGAGAAGAGAAAGAAGGAAGAUGAAGCUAAGAAGAUGAGAGAUGAAUUAUUG
Molecule: messenger RNA, 442 nt
Organism: Meloidogyne enterolobii
Lineage: Eukaryota; Metazoa; Nematoda; Chromadorea; Rhabditida; Meloidogynidae
Source: the annotation of a GenBank genome assembly